AUGAGUGUUGAAAUCGAGGGAUCUAAACUUGAGAAUUGCCCAUUGAAUAAAGAUAAAUUGGUUGAACUGAUUGAAACCUGUUAUGAGAAGUUGAAGGACAAUUUUGAGAAUGAUAAAUUCAUUCAAGAAAUUUUGAGCUCUUUAAACAGUCAUUCUUCAAUUUAUAAAUAUAUAGUCACUAUCACAGGGUUAGACAUUAAUAAUUUGAAUGACAACAAUAUGAAUUUAAAUAUAGUAAAUUCAUUUGGUGCUUCUUGGUCACCAAAAAAAGAUGGUUUAUAUAAUUAUGUUAUUAAUAAAGAAAACGAAGAUUCAGAGCAACAGAAAAUGUCUCAAUUACUAAUAACGAUAAUAUGGAUAUCUAAAUAA
This is a messenger RNA of Tetrapisispora phaffii CBS 4417, 369 nucleotides long. It is a transcript of the gene TDA2, whose product is annotated as Tda2p. Bases 1 to 369 code for a protein of 122 amino acids. Lineage: Eukaryota; Fungi; Ascomycota; Saccharomycetes; Saccharomycetales; Saccharomycetaceae. The record is from RefSeq and is a predicted model, not a curated record. The transcript has a single exon.